This is a messenger RNA of Clarias gariepinus (North African catfish), 6531 nucleotides long. It is a transcript of the gene ptprjb.2, whose product is annotated as protein tyrosine phosphatase receptor type Jb, tandem duplicate 2. Gene Ontology annotation, biological process: protein dephosphorylation. The record is from RefSeq and is a predicted model, not a curated record. Gene Ontology annotation, molecular function: protein tyrosine phosphatase activity; protein binding. Lineage: Eukaryota; Metazoa; Chordata; Actinopteri; Siluriformes; Clariidae. The transcript is spliced from 24 exons. The coding region runs from base 16 to 4071 and encodes 1351 amino acids.
UGGAGCAAUGAGAGCAUGACUUUAAAUUCAACAACCUCAAACACUUCCUUUAACAUUACUGAUCUCAAUCCUGGAGUCAAUUACACCUUCCUCAUAUCUGCUGUUGUUGCAGAUAAUAUAACAGAAGGAGAAGUGAUUGGUCUUUCAGCUUAUACAAAGCCUGAGACUGUUAGCAAUCUUACAGUAGUUAAUGUUACAACCUCCUCUAUAUUACUGUCCUGGACUCAGUCAAUGUGGAAAAUCUCUCAUUAUGUAAUCCAAUAUGAGAAUAACAAUACAACAAUCACUAACACUGCUGAAAGCACCAUGAUUAACAUAACUGAUCUGACUCCUGGAGUGCAGUACACGUUCAGAGUGUUUGCAGUUGCUGGAGAUAAUAAAACUGAAGGAAUUUACAACUCCAUAUCUGCCUACACAAAACCUGAUGUUGCACGUGAACUCAAUGUGAUUGAAAUUACAACAAGCUCAGUGUUUCUGAACUGGACUGAACCAAUAGGAAAAAGAUCUUUCUUUAAAGUACAGUGGGGAAAUGGCAGCAUCAAUUUGAGUUUAACAACCUCAAACACUUAUUUUAACAUUACUGAUCUCAAUCCUGGAGUCAAUUACACCUUCCUCAUAUCUGCUGUUGCUACAGAUGAUAUAACAGAAGGAGAAGUGUUUGGUUUUUCAGCUUAUACAAAGCCUGAGACUGUUAGCAAUCUUACAGUAGUUAAUGUUACAACCUCCUCUAUAUUACUGUCCUGGCCUCAGUCAAUGGGGAAAAUCUCUUAUUAUGUAAUCCAAUAUGAGAAUAACAAUACAACAAUCAAUAACACUGCAAAAAGCACCAUGAUUAACAUAACUGAUCUGACUCCUGGAGUGCAGUACACGUUCAGAGUGUUUGCAGUUGCUGGAGAUAAUAAAACUGUAGGAAAUAACAGCUACAUAUCUGCCUACACAAAGCCUUCUGUUGCACGUGACUUCAAUGUGGUUGAAAUCACAACAAGUUCAUUGUUUCUGAACUGGACUGAACCGAUAGGAAAAAGAUCUUUCUUUAAAGUACAGUGGAGCAAUGACAGCAUGAAUUUAAAUUCAACAACCUCAAACACUUCCUUUAACAUUACUGAUCUCAAUCCUGGAGUCAAUUACACCUUCCUCAUAUCUGCUGUUGCUGCAGAUAAAAUAACAGAAGGAGAAGUGAUUGGUCUUUCAGCUUACACAAAGCCUUCUGUUGUACGUGACCUUAAUGUGACUGAAAUUACAACAAGCUCAGUGUUUCUGAACUGGACUGAACCGAUAGGAAAAAGAUCUUUCUUUAAAGUACAGUGGAUCAAUGAGAGCAUCACUUUAAAUUUAACAACCUCCAACACUUCCUUUAACAUUACUGAUCUUAAUCCUGGAGUCAAUUACACCUUCCUCAUAUCUGCUGUUGCUGCAGAUAAUAUAACAAAAGGAGAAGUGAUUGAUUUUUCAGCUUAUACAAAGCCUGACACUGUUAGCAAUCUUACAGCAUUUAAUGUUACAACCUCCUCUAUAUUACUGUCCUGGAUUCAGUCAAUGGGGAAAAUCUCUCAUUAUGUAAUCCAAUAUGAGAAUAACAAUACAACAAUCACUAACACUGCAGAAAGCACCAUGAUUAACGUAACUGAUCUGACUCCUGGAGUGCAGUACACGUUCAGAGUGUUUGCAGUGGCUGGAGAUAAUAAAACAGAAGGAAUUUACACCUGCAUAUCUGCCUACACAAAGCCUUCUGUUGCACGUGACCUCAAUGUGACUGAAAUUACAACAAGCUCAUUGUUUCUGAACUGGACUGAACCGAUAGGGAAAAGAUCUUUCUUUAAAGUACAGUGGAGCAAUGGCAACAUCACUUUGAAUUCAACAACCUCCAACACUUCCUUUAACAUUACUGAUCUCAAUCCAGGAGUCAGUUACACCUUCCUCAUAUCUGCUGUUGCUGCAGAUAAUAUAACAGAAGGAGAAGCGAUUGGUCUUUCAGCUUACACAAAGCCGGGCAUUGUCAGAAAUCUCUCAAUCUCUGGAGUUACAACCACAUCUGUAAAUCUGAACUGGACUGAACCAUCAGGAGAGAGCUCUUUCUUUAGCGUGCAGUGGAUAACUGGCAAUACGUCUUUCAAUUCGUCAACUUCUGCAACUGCCUUUACCAUCACCAAUCUACAGCCUGGAACAAAUUACACAUUUACAGUCUCUGCUGUUGCUGCUGAUAAUAAAACAGAAGGAUCCCUGGUUGGUGAUUCCACUUGCACAGGUGCAAGUCCCGUCUUUAACAUAAGCUGUGAAGGACCAAAUCGCACUGCAACAGCUCUGCUGAACGUAACAUGGAUAAAUCCUCCAGGCAGCAACAACGGAUUCAAUAUCAGUCUCAAUGAAUCAUUCAGCGACUUUGUUCCAUUUUGCAAUCCUGUCUGUAACUACAUUUUUUCUAGUAACCUUCAAUACUUCAGCUCUUACACAGUGAUUAUUUUAACCCAUGGAUGUGGUGAGAGUGGCACAUUGGACUUUACAUGCAGAACAGGCAUUACAGAGCCACCAGUGCCCAGUAAGCCAGAUGAUGUAGUAAUAGUGGUCACUGCAAUAAACCAGACUGUAAUAACUCUGCGAUUUAAUGAGAGUCUUCUGAAUAGCACCAAUGGACCAAUUCAAGCUUAUGGUGUUCUGCUGUCGAUUGACCCAAACAGUGACAAUUCCAGUAAUUCCCUAACAAUGACCUAUAAUGAUUAUCUACAAGAAAAAACAAAAACCUAUCUCACUGUUUUAAAACGAAUUGAAAAUAGCGGUACCAGAAGCGUGGACAACAUGAUUAAAAUUGAACUUGGAAGUAACAACGCCGCAGAUGUAGUCAGUAAUACAAAUUAUACAAACGGUCCUCUGUCUAAUCAGGAAUACAGUGUAGCCAUGGUUUUUUUCACCUUGUUGAAAAUAAACAGGAAUCUUGUGGACAUUGACGAAUCUAUCUUCUCUAAAACGCCCUAUUCUAGAACAACUGCCAAACCACUGGACCCCCAAUCAAACACUGUUGCCAUUGUUUUGGGGGUGCUGUUGCCUAUCAUUGUUCUUUUGAUCAUCGCCAUCAUUGUCCUUGUCAUACAGAAAAGACGAAUAUCAAAGCAAUAUACAGAUAUUCCUGUCACCACCUUAAGGUAUAAAAUUAGCAUUCCUGUGAGGGUCGAGGAAUUUGAGCCAUAUUUCAAAAAGCAGCAGUUGGAUUCUAAUUGUGGUUUUGCUGAACAGUAUGAGGAUCUUAAAGUUGUUGGAACUGCUCAGACGAAGAAUAGUGCCCUUGCCAUGGAGAACAAGGGGAAGAAUCGCUAUAAUAAUGUACUACCUUAUGAUUCUUCAAGAGUUAAAUUGUCUGUACAAGGCAACCCCUCUGAUGACUACAUCAACGCAAACUAUAUUGCGGGUUACAACUCUAAGAAGGAGUACAUAGCAGCUCAGGGACCACUACCAACCACUGUGAAUGAGUUCUGGAGAAUGAUUUGGGAAAAGCACGCCCAUACCAUAGUCAUGCUGACCAAGUGCUAUGAGCAAGGACGUGUUAAAUGUGAGAAAUACUGGCCACAAGAAUCCAAGCUUUACAACAAUAUCCUUUUGACAACAACAUCAGAAAUUGAAUUGGAAGACUGGACUAUAAGGGACUUCACCAUUAAGAAUGUAAAAACAGCGGAGACGCGGAAUGUUCGUCAAUUCCAUUUUACAGCCUGGCCCGAUCACGGCGUACCAGAAACCACAGAGGUGCUCAUUAACUUUCGGCAUCUGGUCAGAGAGCACAUGGAGAGCUUUUCCCGCAACGCUCCUGCUGUGGUGCACUGCAGUGCUGGUGUGGGGAGGACUGGGACUUUCAUUGCCCUUGAUCACCUGACCUUUCAGAUUGAGAGAGAAAGCAUGGUAGACAUUUAUGGAAUUGUUCAUGAUAUGCGCAUGCACAGAACACUGAUGGUUCAGACUGAGGACCAGUAUGUGUUCUUGAAUCAGUGUGCUUCUGACAUAAUUAAAUCUAGAACGGGCACCAAUGUGGACCUUAUUUACCAGAACGCGGCCGCAUUCUCUAUCUAUGAGAAUGUGCAACGAUGAAGAAUGAAGGCAUUAAGCAGAAAUACAUUUCAGGUGUCAUUUAUCUUUAAAAUCAGAACAGCAGGGACAUUUUGUAUGAUUUCGUAAAAACUGUGAGUGAGCCAUUUAAUUAUUUAGCUGGACGUCACAACGGUAUGGCUGUUCACUGACAAAUAUUUUAUGUGACGCAUGCUUUAACUUAAUAUGCUUAUUAUUUUUACCCUAUAUUGUGAGACAGUGAAAUUGUGCUUAGAUUAUAUUUUUUAUAAAAGGGUUGCUAAGGAAUUAUAAAGAAAUCUAAGACACAUAUUUAUAUUCAGGUUCAAGAUGUAUAGCUUAAGUUAUACACAUGAACUCUUAAUGUCAUGUAAGUUUUUAAUGGAUUAUAUUUUUUUGUAUUUCAGUACAUUCUUCUACACUGUACACUUUUUAUGCACAUAUUUGUGAGCACAGUAAUCACACUGGACACUUGGUUACUACAGUUCUAUAAUAUACGUAUUUGUUUGUGACAGUCUUGUUGCUUUGGCUUGCUGUAACAUUGCAGAAUGAGUUAUAUUUUAUUACAGGGCAUCAGGAGAAACCUUAUAAAUAUUAAUUUCUAGGGACAUUAUGGCAGUAACGUUCGGACGAACGGGUUAUAAUGUUCAGUAAUACUUCAUUUAAAAAGCUUCAUCAGGAUUUAUAAUACAUAAUAUGAAAUCACUGGAUAACUAAUUUAUGGGUGUAUUUAUGUGAUAUGAUGCCAUCAUGUCAUAAAAUCUAUUGUGGGAAAAGUCUAAGCUGGAUUUAUAAGUUUGUGGAAAAAAAUUACAACAUCCACAAAAAGCUUCAGUUCUCCAACUUAAUAUUUAGAGAUCUAUUCUAUAAAUAGUAUAGGAUAUCUGGCAAAUAUAAUAUAUCUGUUCAGAAUCAGACAGAAUAAUGAAUAUUGAAACAAUAAGCCCCUAAUUUCACUCAGGUGUUUAGAAAGAGUACAAGUGCAAGAAAUCGUAGUCAAGUGUUAUGUUGCACAUGAAAUAUUGUAAACAAACAGUGUUUUAUAUCCAGAUAGUGAAGUGUGUUCAUACUGAUGAACAUACAUUUAAUUUAGAUAAGUAAUUCAACCUAAAUAGAAGCCAUGAUUUUCUAGCAUAUGGGCCCAGAAACAAAAUUCCACCAAGAACUUUUGUAAAAGUGCACUUUCGAAGUGAAAACUUGAGCAUGCGCUAAUCUAAACACUGUACAGUUAUUUUUGCAUUUUGCUGGAGCAUGUUGCUAGAGAGUCAGGAUAUAAUGCAAAUGCAAAAUCUUCAUCUUCAAUCUUCAUAUAUAUAUAUAUAAGGAUGUAAAGUAAAUUAGCAUUCUUUCUUUGUUAAUGAAGGAUCAAACAUUAAUGACUGAUUAACAGGAAUUGUAAUGAAAGGUACUGCAAUCAAAUAUUUGUGUAAUUUAUAUUUUUUCAGCACUGAAGUUCAUUUGCAAUUUUUUAAAACUGUUUAUGUAUGUACUUGUUUCUUUUAUAAGGCUCUUUGAAUAAGUUUAUGAUUUAAUGCUUUCUCUGCUGUUACACUGUAUUUCAUCAGGCUUGUGCAAUAUUUAUAGAUAUAUACACUUUAAUGUUUAUGUACUAGAUGUAUAUUUUUAAAUAUUGUGAUAGUUUUAUUAAAUUAAAGAUGUUUAGUUUUGCCAUUCAGAUAAAAAAAAAUCACACAGAAAUGUACGAGUUAUUUAAGUCACAUUUUCUUUGUUAAUUUUUCUACCAAAGAUAUUUUGAUGAUUAAGAUAUGUUAUGUAAAAAUAAAGGAAAAAAUCUCAGAGUGUGUUGAGCAAAAGGCUUAUUGAAAAAGAAAAAAAUUACAGAAACCUGAUGUUCCCUGAGCCUACCGAAAUGUACUUUUAUUUAAAAAUGUUUGUGAUUCAGAUUUGUUUUCCCCAGAAUGCAACUUUUGAUCCUCUGUGAUGAAUAUCAAUAGUUAUGUACUUUUAAUUUAUUUUUUUAAACAUUUUUAUGUUUAAAAAUGUUUAAUAUCAUGUGCACAUGUACAUUUUUAAACAAUGUUUUUAGGAAAUAAUCUUUCAUAAAUCUACUGUACAGUACAUAUGAUGUGUAUAAUAUAAGCUUCCCCUAUUGUGCUAUUUUGGUACUGCAAAUAAUGAAGGCUACAGCAGGUGGUGGAGCUUCCUCUUGCAUAAUCCCACAUUUAUGAAAUAACCAUUCAAUUAGUGUUCGGGUCUCAGAUAUAGUCUCUGUGUUUAAGUGCAGGCUGCAAACAUAUUUGUUUAGGCAAGCCUAUUGGUUAGAAUUAUUUUCAUGAAGUGUUUUGAUUAACAUGAAUGUCUGGAUGCCUUUGCCACCCCAAUACACCUGCUCUGCUGUUCUAUAAUUUAGGUAAAUUAAUACAGAAAUUACUCUGAUACUCAUAGAUUCCUGUUUGCACAAUUACAUUUUUAACUAUAUAAUAUACUGUACACUAGUAGAAAUAAAAAAUAUUUAUAUUCUUA